This is a messenger RNA of Procambarus clarkii (red swamp crayfish), 4202 nucleotides long. RefSeq lists its product as uncharacterized. Lineage: Eukaryota; Metazoa; Arthropoda; Malacostraca; Decapoda; Cambaridae. The record is from RefSeq and is a predicted model, not a curated record.
GGGGUCUGUCAACAUAAACAACAUUGGCCGCCUUUCGUGUGCUCAGGGAUGUGACCAAAUAUUUAUAUUGGAAAUGUAACGGUAGGGUUCAUUAUUUUUUACAGAUAUGGAAGUGUUGGCAAUUUUAAGAGUACUACUGCCAACAUGUCCGUGAAUUUCACGAUGAAAAACGCAAAUAACGCACAAAACCUUGACAGUUGUGAUGCCAGCUUCCCGAGAGCGCUGGUGACAUACAUUUGCCAGCACCAGUCCACAAACUGCUCCAUUACUUUUACUGAAGUAUCCUAGCAACUAGAGUUUAUGUCUUUCAGGUUUAAGUAAAAGUGCCAAGUGAAGAUGAUGGAAGAUGUGAAUGCAGAAUGUAAAAAAUUCCGUGCAGAGUGGGCCAACUUCCACAAAGUGACCCGAGUACUGGUAAAAGCUCUGCGGAGGAUACACCAUGGAGUGAGAGCUGAACAUGCACAGCUCAAGGGCAGUAUGAAAACCUCAGGUUUAAAAUCAAAGGUGCUGGCUAGACAUGAAGCUGCAUUUAAGAAAGUUAUUUUGGGUCUUAGAGAUUAUGCAGCAAAUUUUCUGGAGAUGGAAGAACAGUACAGAGAACUCUUAAAGUCUCGCAACAAAUUUUGCAAAAUUCAGUUUGCCAGGGUGGUGGAGAGACAUAACGAGGUUGAAGUACAACGAGACACUAUACUUUUUUCUGUUGAAAGCCUGAUAAAAGCUCAAUUGAAAAUUAUAGCUGGAAAUUUUAGUGAAAGAUCAAAAGUGUUGCCAGAUGCUGGCAUUUUUGAAGUCAUAGCAGCAUACAAUGAAAUACUUAUUAAGCUAAAAAAUAUUUUACCAAAGAAAGAAGAGGAUGAAUAUGAAGAUGAGGAUGAGGAGGAAGACAGUGAAACAGUGUAUAGAACUAUGAUGCCAGACACUUUAGUUCCUCCAUUGUCUUAUUUAAAGCAGAUGACAGCAUCCAAGAUUCUUCAGACUGUAGGUAGAGAAAGAGCACCCCAUGUGACUAAGUGCAUUGCAGAUACUUUAAUGUUAGAAUUUAAAUUAUCAGCUGAAAAUGGGACACUUUUACCAUGGAAACCAGUACAAUAUAGUGGAAAAUUUGGGCUGAUCACUGGUGAUAUAUUUGAAGAAGCAAUUGCUAAGGAAGAAGAUGAAAAUAAAAUAAAUCAGCAAAAGUUAGACCUAGCUUUACGAAUGGAAUUUGGAGAAGAUUUUCCUGGCACAGACUACCUGCCAGCCAAUGAUGCUGGAGAUGUAACAGGUCCUGUAUGUUGUUCCAAAGUUGAUUCUCUUAUCAAAACUAACUCCGAGCUACUUAAUUUACUUGUUGAGAAGUUUACAAAAACAACAGGAGUUCUCGUCAAAGGAAUGGUCAAACAAAGCAAAUCUGGAGAGAAACGCUUGAGUAAAGCUGCCAGAACACGAAUUGAAACAUAUUAUGUGGAAAGAGUCUGGGGCGAGGGAUCAGAAUUUGUUGAAGAACUGGUGUUAUGGAUUCCUCCACCCACCAGACCACCACCCUUCCCACCCCCAGCUCUUCUCACUUCUUUGAAGCUGUUUCAAGCACUCACUGUCUUCAAGCAGUACUGUAAUAAGGCCCUUAUCCCUGAAUCCUGUUAUGCAAGUUGUGAGGGUAUUGUUGAUGAGUGCCGACACCUGGCCACUAGUUCAUGUGUAGACAGGGGUCUAGUGCGUGGUAUUGGGUCAUAUGCUCGCUCUUGUCCUCUGCCUUUUAAGUUACCCGAUGGAAAUUUCUCUACUGUAGGUGGUGAUGGCAUUGGAGAUGUCAUUCAAUUAUUAGUUUGGGAAAUCAAUGAAAUAGAACGAGCAGAAGUUGAAAAGGAACCCAAAGACUGGCCAGUGGGAGAUGAGGUAGGGUUGCUUCUUAGACUUGGAGCAGCUGUCAGUUCAAUGCUGUGCUGGUUGCAGCUUCGUGCAACUCACCUCCUGCACACUUGGAACACAGCACCUUACUACCUUCUAACACAAGCUGAUCUACCCAGAGCUAUUCAAGAACUGAAAAUGCUGCGAAUCCAGGAAAGAGAUAACCUUAUAAAAACAGAUGACAUGGCUCGCCUGCUGUAUGCCAUGUCUCGUGACAACCUUGUGAAGAUGAUCGAGAAAGUGGUUGACAACGUGAAGGACUAUGAAGAUGAGUCAAUAGAAGCUGUUAGUGCUGUCUGUCGAACAGUGAGUCUGGCACAGUUACAAAAUUCUAUGCCCAAACCACGAAUCUGGCGCGGAAUCGGCCGUAUUCCUCAUGAACCACAUUUUUAUGUCUACGAAUAUAUUGCUGCUGUGCUAGAACCAGUAUUAGAUGCCGUAUCCAAGCUUGGUGUGGUGCUACAACGGCGUGCCGGAGCCACCGUUCUAAAAGUAGUGUGUUAUGCCUGGCUGGAACACAUCAGGGUUCAGAAGAUAAAGUUUUCACUCUGGGGUGCACAACAAUUAUUGAAAGAUUUUCAUGCACUAGCUGAGUGGCUGCAGAAGUAUCCAGGUCUAGCUCCAGAGGCUCGUACUCAAGUGUUGGCUGUAGAUGUUCUGCGGGAGUGUGAGGGGGUGGCUAGGUUACUCAUGAGGCAACCCCCACUAGUUGUGGGAUAUACCUCACAAAACCAGGUAGCACCUAUGGGUCCUAUUAUUGCAGGACGAAAACACGAUAAGGAAGUCAAAUUAAGUACAGACAAUGAUGAUAUCCCUGCAGAGAUGUAUGUUCCAAACCAACAACUCUGGCUCUCCUUAAGAGCACGACCUGCUUCCUCUGUCUGUGUCAAGAUGGGUUCCUGUUGUUCUUGGCCUUACUAACUAGAAAAUAGUUUAGUAUUGACUUUAAAUAUUGUUGAUCUUGUUAAUAGCUAACCUGUAUACCAUGCCUUAUGAAUAAUGCCACUAGGUCCUAAGUCUUCAUUAGAGAUGCCCUACAACAUUCCUGAGAGAAUUAAUUAUUAAUUCUUUCUUACUUUUCAAUACAAAUAAAAUGAUGUAUGUAUGUCUGAUAAUGAAUAUUGCAUUCAGUUAACUUUUCAGAGCAGGGCAGGAAAGUCAGUUGCUCACUGAGGGAGCCACCCAGAAUGUGUAAUUUCAUUAUACUUAGCUACAUAUUUUUUAUGAAUUUCUUCAAGCUGUAUCAUUAUACAGUACUGUAUUUUAAAUUGACAACUCACAAUUUAAAGUUGAACAAAGAUAUCAGGAGCAUACUUAGAAAUGUCAAAUUCUAUACAGUUAACUGGUAUUCAGUGGUAAAUGUUGGAAUACAGUAUCAUGAUUUAUAAAAAAUAACAAUGUGACUUAACUUUCAUAUACAGUACAGUAACUGCAUUUAAUAUUUAUUGUUAUUUUAAUAAAUAAUUAUAAAAUGGCACCAAGCCUGGAAUGUUUCAUUAGUAUUUAUAGUAGAAUGUUUCAUCUAUGCAAAACUUUCCUGAAGGGUUGGGAGGUAUAUAUAUAUAUAUAUGGAAACCGUAUAUGGAAAGUUUAGUUAAAAAUAUAUAUAGUAGGUAAAAAAUUCAAAUUGUGUUACGAACUCAGACUGAUAAUAGUCUUACACAUGUAUUUUUACAGUUCAUAGUUAAUAAGGACACCAAUUUAAGCCAACACAAUUAGUAUAAAUAAAUAAUAACAAAUAAAUAAUGAUCAUGUAUAUUAAGGUAUCUAUCUAAUGCUCAGUCUGUGGAUACAAGUCACAAGACGAUUCGCCAGCGGAUUUUGAAACUUGCUUAACCUCACCUAGCUCAACCCAACCUAACCUAACUUAACCCAAACCAACCUAACUGAACCCAAUACAUCCUAACCUAAACUAAUACAACCUUGCAUAACAAUAUAUACGCUUUUAACAAACAGAAAACGAGCUACGUCGAAUCGUCUCGUGUCCGAUACAUCCAAUCCCCCAGACUCAUCAGCACUCUUAUAGUUAUCAGACAGAUGACGAGAAGUAUUUUCAGGUUACAGUAUUUCCACUAUUAUAUACCAGUAAAGGCAACUUAGUGAAAUGAGAAUGAGAAUUUUGUUGUAGAUGAAUAGAAAUGAUUAGUAUUUUUAAAUUAAAGAUUUUUCUUUCUUUGAAAUUAUGUAUCAUCCUAGAAGCAACAAAAUAUGGUACAGAUAUAUUACAAUGCUUGCUUUAUAUUUUACUUCUCAUACUGUAGCAGCUUGGUAUAAUCUUAGUAUGUAUUAUAUUAUAGUGCUGACUUACCAUCAUU